Molecule: messenger RNA, 468 nt
Organism: Porites lobata
Lineage: Eukaryota; Metazoa; Cnidaria; Anthozoa; Scleractinia; Poritidae
Source: the annotation of a GenBank genome assembly
AUGGCAAGUGCUGAAGGCUUGCAUUUGACACUUGUUUUCUUCAACGCUUUCUUGUCUUUCACCGCCAUCGUAUUAAACAUCAUAACCAUGCAAGCGCUCAGAAAAACGUCGUCGUUGCCUAAGACUUUAAAAACAUUGCUACUAAGCCUGGCUGUGUCUGAUCUGGGUGUAGGCUUACUUGUCGAACCACUGUUUGUUGCAUUUCUUGUGAUAGAAAAAAACAGUACUGCUUAUUCUACAGUAAAGUUAGCACGUUCAAUCCCGGCAAAAAUAUUGGUCUUUGCUUCGCAUUUUGGUGUUUUUGCAUUAGCUGUGGACAGAUUCUUGGCCAUUCAGCUUCAUCUCCGAUAUCAAGAGCUUGUGACCCACAAACGUGUUGUUGCUGUUGUGAUCUCACUCUGGGUGUUUAGUGCAUCAAUUUCCUUCCGAAGCCCUCGUAUUAUGCGAGCGGUCAUUGCACUUGUUUGA